Chrysemys picta bellii (western painted turtle) is the source of this 1582-nucleotide messenger RNA. Lineage: Eukaryota; Metazoa; Chordata; Testudines; Emydidae. The record is from RefSeq and is a predicted model, not a curated record.
AUGGCUCGGGGCAGUGAGCACGUCCUGCCCACAGCUGCCCCCCCCCUGACGGCGCCCCUCCAUGGCAGGAAGCUGGGCAAGAAGGCGACGGUGGGGCACGAGGCGCAUUUCCUGUGUGAGGCCGGCUUCCGGCUGGCGGGCUCCGAGUCGCGCACCUGCCUGCGGGACCGGACGUGGAGCGGCCAGCAGCCCGUCUGCCGGAGUAUCAGCCACUGCGCCAGCAACCCCUGUGCCAACGGCGGGACCUGCGUGGAGGACGUGCAGCAGUUCACCUGCGUGUGCCCCAGCAGCUGGUCAGGCAGUAACUGCCAGACCCCCGUCUAUUCCUACUGGGUGACGCUGAGCAACUCGUCCUUCAGCCACCAGCCCCGCUGCGCAGACACCCGCCUGGGCUCGCGCCGCUGCGCCUGUGACACCGGCUUCCAGCUGCAGGCUGGCAGCGUGUGCCAAGAUGUUGACGAGUGCCAGCGCUCCCAGGCCAGCUGGCAGACCCGCCUCUGCGCACACGACUGUGUGAACCUGCCCGGCUCCUACCGCUGUGUCUGCCCCCAGGGCUACCUGCGCCCUGCAGACCAGAACCUGUGCACCGAUGUAGACGAAUGCGCCGACAAUCAGCACAACUGCAGCCGUGGCGAGCUAUGUGUCAACGUCUUCGGAGGCUACCGGUGUGUGCGCCCCGAGUGCCCCAAGCCCAGGCUCAACACCAGCUACGUCAAGACCUCCGUCUAUCAGUGUGAGCGCAAUCCAUGCCCCGUGAACAGCAGAGCCUGCCGCCUGGCCGCCAACUCCAUCUCCUUCCACUACCUGCCGCUCCAAUCCAACCGCACCGUGCCAAGGGUGCUCUUCAAGAUGUCCACCACCCACCUGGUGGGUGAGAGCCUGCGCUUCGCCAUCACGGGUGGCAGGGGCCAGGGCGUCUUUGCCGUGCGGCGCUCCGACCGGCACACCGGCGAGCUGAUCCUCACCAGCCCGGUGGUGGGGCCGGCCACCUUGGAGGUGGAGCUGGAAAUGAGCAAACUCGCCAGGAAGGUUCUUCUUGGGAAGCACAUCUUCAGGGUCACGGUCUUCAUCUCCCGAUAUGAGUUCUGAGCCCCCCAAAGCCGCCGGCCUGACGCAGUCCAGCAGAGACACCCGCCUCAGAGCCGAGACGGGGCUUCCAGGGCAUCCAGCCAAGCUAGCCGUCUGGGGCGCCCAUGCUGGCUUCUAGAAAAUGUCUGGGGAGCUGCCUCCUUGGAGACCCCCAUUCUUCACCUGGCAAAGACCUCGCCCCUAGUGUCCUGCCCGUAUAGCAUGUCACGGUCUCACUGGGGCUGGCUGUGGAUGGCAGAGAAAUCACCAUGGCCAGUGCCCAGCAGUGCAGGGUGGAGGGUAGCUGAGCUGCUCCCCAGCCUGGGCACAAGCCCAUGGGGUGUCCCGUGUCGGCUGCCAGCUGCACUUCUCUGCCGCCCCUCCAGCUUGCAGUCCCCUGGGCUUAGACGUCGCCUCCAGCUAGGGCAGCAGCAGCACUGCGAGCCCACCUGGGGCAGAAGAGCAGGACCUGCCAACGGGGGAUUUGGCGUCUCAUACGUAGUAACAUAAAAUA